GCAAGUACUAGGAUAUCGGAUGUCUAUACUUAUUGUACACCCGCCAAGUCUCGGGCUGAAGGCGGCGACUUCGAUUUACCCAGGCUUGACCCAGGCCCUUAUAAGAUAUCCCUUCAGACGACUGCAGGUCUGCUCCAUACUCACCUAGCCAUCGUCAGAAUAUGUGCAUCGAUGUUCACCACCAUUUCUUUCUCGACGCUCAAAAAAAGGCAAAGAAAAACUUGGAAGUAGGCUGGCGGACACCAGAUGAAAAUUUACCUUGGGGGCCACAGAUCAGUUUGGCCGCCAUGGACAAGCUGGGCGUUCAGACCGCGAUUCUUUCUCCCCCUCCGUUGUCAUCUGCUUCUUGUGGAGUGGAAACCCGAGCAGAAGUAAGGCAGCAGAAUAUUUAUGCAUCGCAAUUAUGCACCGAAUAUCCUAAAAGAUUCGGUUUUCUCGCUGGCCUCCCGUGCUUGGAUGACGUCGAAGGUUCGUUAGAGGAGAUCGCCUUCUCCUUUGAUGUGCUUGGUGCAGAUGGAGUGGCUCUGAUAUCUUGUUAUGGGGAUGGCGACUCUGCGAAGUAUGUCGCCGACGGCUUGUAUGAUCCUAUCUGGAAGGAAUUGAACCGAAGACGCGCCGUCGUGUUUUUGCAUGGUGCUCAGACACCUUCCUCCACCCCAUACCCUCAUCCUUGGCUUGGCUUGCCAAUUUCUGAGGUCCCCAACGAGACCUAUAAAGCUGCCGCCCACCUCGUGGUUAGCGGAAAGAAACGACGCUUCCCCAAUGUGAACAUAAUCCUCGCACACCUGGGCGGGAGCACACCAUUCCUUGCUGCACGUGUUGCCGCCCUUUCGCAUCACAUGGGCUGCCCGUUGACGCCGGACGAGAUCAUAGAAGAUUUCAAGAGCUUUUAUUAUGAAACUGCUCUUAGCGCACACGAAACGACGCUUACCGCAAUGGCGACCCUCGUACCGUCAGAUCGCCUCCUUUUCGGAACUGAUUUUCCAGCCGUGAGUACCAAGACGGUCGAGUGGUACACAAAGAACUUGAAAACCCAUUUCGCCGGCAGACCGCUAGACCUCGCCAAUAUCAUGUGUGAUAACGCCCUUAGGCUCUUUCCAAACCUAGGAAAAGCCAAAGUGGAAUGUCUAAGCGCAGGGACGCCAGGUCAAUGAUCAACUGCACGACGGGCCGCAAUGUACUGUGAAGUUGUGAGUGGGAGUCCAUGCAUUGAAGGCUGUACAAAGUGACGAGAUAUGCAAUAUAUCACGAUAAUUUGAUCUAAUGAUCUAAGGUAGCAGAAAAUGUAAAGAGACGUCUAAACACCGAGCCUGAGGCAAAAACAUCAACCCUGUCACGAAUGGACGAAAGGCAAAAUGAAACGUACCUUCGUU
Messenger RNA from Suillus paluster, 1373 nucleotides. RefSeq lists its product as uncharacterized. Gene Ontology annotation, cellular component: cytoplasm. NCBI's taxonomy places the organism in Eukaryota, Fungi, Basidiomycota, Agaricomycetes, Boletales, Suillaceae. Gene Ontology annotation, biological process: secondary metabolic process. The record is from RefSeq and is a predicted model, not a curated record. Gene Ontology annotation, molecular function: hydrolase activity; carboxy-lyase activity. The coding region runs from base 162 to 1154 and encodes 330 amino acids. The transcript has 5 exons.